Molecule: messenger RNA, 774 nt
Organism: Clonostachys solani
Lineage: Eukaryota; Fungi; Ascomycota; Sordariomycetes; Hypocreales; Bionectriaceae
Source: the annotation of a GenBank genome assembly
AUGGAUAUCAAAUCAGGGAUAGUCUCUUGGCCGUUUGCGUGUGCUGACGACUUGGGCAUCGUGCACAAGUUCAUCAGGACUAUAGACGCGCUUGAGGUGCUCAGCAUCAGAACUCUCGAGGAGGAUGUGUCUGGUCUUUGGCCAGUUAUUUUCCGACAAGCGGAUUCCUUAACAUCUUUGAUCUUUCGGCCGUACCACGAUUACAAUUUCAUCGCUGUAAAGCCGCAGACAGUGAGCGAGAUUGCAUCUCGGCUUCCUCAUCUGGUCCAUUUGGGGAUAGACGUCUCGUUGCAGGAUGCAGAAGCUGCACUGAAAGAGGUGGCUAAGCCCCGUACCCCGGGGCAACCACAAGAAGAGUCAUCUAUCGAUGAGCUUGUGAAGAUGAGCGGCCUCAAAGAAGUCGAACUAUUCAUCAAACUCUCGAUGGAGUCAUCUUCUUUUUGUGGACGAAACACCUUCAGCGCCGCCGGCACCACAUCAAACCCACCAAUCAAGCCCAGAGUCAGUCUUCGCCUAGCUCAAGGUAUUUUUGACAGGUUCCUCACUCACGAUGCCCAAUCUCCAAUUGAGAGAGUGAGCAUUCACUUUCUUCGCAACUGCUAUGAGGAUCGUGGCCAGUAUAGCGCACUACACUCGACAGCCUGGGUGGAAAUGAACGAAACAGGGUUUGAGAAACAAGUAGAUCGAAGCUGGCAGUCGGAUCCCGCGGAAAUGUCAAGCGAGGUUUGGGAGGAAAUUAGACAAGCGGAUUCUGAAUUCGCGGGAGGGGCUUAG